Messenger RNA from Cloeon dipterum, 971 nucleotides. Its product is annotated as probable serine hydrolase. Bases 5 to 946 code for a protein of 313 amino acids. Lineage: Eukaryota; Metazoa; Arthropoda; Insecta; Ephemeroptera; Baetidae. The transcript has 3 exons. The record is from RefSeq and is a predicted model, not a curated record.
CAAAAUGCGAAGUCAAGUGAGGAACGUUCUCCAAAGGGCCUACAGCUCUGUAGCACCUAAAUACGAAGAAGUCCGAUUUCCAGUGCCUUGGGGACACAUUGCAGGUAAAUGGUGGGGUCCGCAAGAUAGACAACCUGUGAUCGCAAUGCACGGCUGGCAGGAAAACAGCAAUUCCUUCGACCCAUUGAUGAAAAUCCUGCCGCCAGACGUGAGCGUGCUCACCUUGGACAUGCCUGGCAAUGGGUUAUCAUCCAGAUUCCCAACUUACGGCACUUACCACUUGACGGAAGAUUUAUCGGCUCUGCGAGCUGUGCUCCUGCACCUUAAAUACAAGAAACCGAUUCGGUUUCUGUGCCACUCUUACUCCAGCGGCGUCGCAACCACUUACUCAGCUUCCUAUCCAACGGAGGUAGAGCGAGCACUGUUUAUCGACAUGGUCAAACCGUAUGCAAUGAAUCCUAAAACUCUGGCCAAUCAUGGCGGUCAGGCCUUGGACAAACUGAUCGAUUUCCAAUUAAACGAGAGCAAAAAAGAGGCCACUUUGGAAGAACACGCGGCCCAGUACCGAAAAGCACUGAUGAAAAGCAUGUCGAUGGAAAGCGCCAAACUGCUUAUGGAGCGGGCGACUGUCUUCAAUCCAGCCACCGGCCUUUACAUCGCCAACCGCGAUCCAAGAAUCAAAAUCGAAUUCUACUACAGUUUUCCAAACGAAUUUCUUUACGAAAUCAUCAAGAAGAUAAAGUGCAAAGUUUUGAUUGUCAUGGGGAGUAAAGGGUUGAUUUUUGAGUCACCGAAAAUCAUCAAAGUAGCGAAAGAUUUGAUGGAGAAGAGCACAGAUGUCGAAUACGUGGAAGUGGACGGAACACACCACGUUCACAUGGAUAAACCGCACCUGGUCGCGCCAUAUGUGCUCAGAUUCCUGUUUGAUAGAAAAGUCGAUAAUUAAUGUUUGUAUUUAAAUUUAAAUAAAA